This is a messenger RNA of Prunus dulcis (almond), 1794 nucleotides long. RefSeq lists its product as uncharacterized. The record is from RefSeq and is a predicted model, not a curated record. The transcript has a single exon. The coding region runs from base 187 to 879 and encodes 230 amino acids. Lineage: Eukaryota; Viridiplantae; Streptophyta; Magnoliopsida; Rosales; Rosaceae. Gene Ontology annotation, molecular function: S-adenosylmethionine-dependent methyltransferase activity.
GGGAGAAAACCGCGUUUUUAAUUUAAUGGCGGAGAGAUUUGUGUAAUUAGAUUAAAAGUCGAGGGCUUUUGAGAAAAUUCAAGCGGCUGAAAAUUCGACAUGUGUAGCGAGGUCCAAGAAUGAAGACCACCCAAGUUUUUUCUAGUGGACAACUCCAUUGAUACAAAGCUUUUUCUGGUCUCUGUUAUGGAGAGGCACAUACAGAUGUUUUUGAAGAGGCUCUCGUACGUCUCCAUAACCAUAGGCACAAUCACCUUCAUCCUCCUCCUGCUCAAAACUCCAGACACCUGCGUCGCACCAGAUUCGCCCCCAAAGCCCCAUCUCCGCUUCCCCAAAUCCUCCUGCGACUCCUCGCCUCGCGAGCUCCUCCCUCUGCACAAGAAGAACAAGCGGCUCUGGUCCACCAAGACCUGGCAGAACAAAGUCCAGUCCUUCUCCAACUUCUUUCGCGCAUGUUAUCAAAUGGGUCUCCUGCACAACGACUCCAAGGUCCUCUGCGUCUCCGCGGGUGCCGGCCACGAGGUCAUGGCCCUGAACCAGUUGGGCGUCGCCGACGUCACCGGAAUUGAGCUCCUCGAUUCGCCUCCUCUGGUGAGCCGGGCCGAUCCCCACAACUUGCCCUUCUUUGACGAUGUGUUUGAUUUGGGUUUUAGUGCUCAUUUCGCAAAGGCUAUGUUUCCGAACCGGUUUGUGUCGGAGAUGGAGAGGACUGUGAGGGCUGGUGGGGUUUGUGUGGUGGUUGUUGACGAAUGUGGGGAUGAGGAGGUUAGGGAGAUUGUAGAUUUGUUUGCGAAUUCAAGCUUUCUUGGUGCGCUUAAUGUUACUUUGACUGGAUUGAGAAUGACAAGGAUUAUUAUGAAAGUUCAGCAUUUACCUUGAUUUUUGGUAAUUCUUCUCUUUUUUUGUUCCAAAUUGUUUGUGUGUGAUUAUGGUGAUGGUUUAUAGAUUGGAUAGUGUGUUACUUAUAAUCUGAAUUUGGGAUUUAAAAGACUUAUGAAAAUGAAUUAAGCAAAUGGGUAAGAACUUGAACGGAUCUGGAUUAAGUAUGGAAUCUAGUGAAUGGUUUCACUCUCUAGUGUCAUGGUAUUUUUUGUUUUUCUCCCAUCCUUGAACUGUAUUUCACAGUUGAUUCAUGCACAAAAGAGCCAGGUCUGUCUGUCUUAAUUUUACACAUUUAAUCUUUUGUUGUUGUCCAAUGGAAAAUUUUGGAUUCGAAGUUCGAACCUCUGUUUAGACUGAACACAAUCUUUGUCAAGUUGAAAUCAUAAACGCAAGCUUUCUUCUUAGCUGAAUGUGUUAAUGAAUUAUAUAAGUUUAGGAUAUCCUACUUGCAACUAGCUUGGACAUUUCAAAACAGACAUGUGUAGCUGAAUGUGGAUUGGCCCAAGAACAUUGAUAAUAACAUCUUCUUUGGUGGGAUGAUAAUGAUCCAUGCUGAAGGCUGCAUAUCGUCCAUAUCAACACACGGUUUUCUUUUGUCAACUUAGUUAUAGGCUCAAGUAAUCAGUCUUGAAGCGUUGAAUUUGAGAAUUCGGACCUGGACAGAGUUUCACAGUUUGGUAUAUCUGAAUUAACUUGAAUGGGUAAGAACUUGAAUGGAACUGGAUUAACUUUAGAAGUGUUGUAAAGAGUAUGGGAUUGAGUGAAUGGUUUCACUCUCAAGUUUCCUGGUAUGUUUUGUUUUCCUCUCAUUCUUGCAAUGUAUUGUUUAGUUGAUUCAUGCACCUAAGCAGGUGUCUUGUUUUUACUCAUUUAAUCUUUUGUUACUCUAAUGCAAAAUGUAGGAUUCAAAUC